AUGCAGCAAGCUGGGCUUACCCUCAUGACUGUGGCGCUGUGUGUGGCUUUUCGAACCUCAGAAGCCAUACUUCCCAUAGCCUCCAGCUGUUGCACUGAAGUGUCUCAUCAUAUUUCCAGAAGACUUCUGGAGAGAGUGAAUUCGUGCAGCAUCCAGAGAGCUGAUGGGGACUGUGACCUGGCUGCUGUCAUCCUCCAUGUUAAACGUAGAAGAAUCUGUGUCAGCCCGCACAACCGUACUCUGAAGCAGUGGAUGAGAACCUCAAAGGUAAAGAAGAAUGACAAAGAAAAUCUCUGCCCUGGAAAGAAACCACCCAGCAGGAAGGACAGAAAAGGACACACCCCAAGAAAGCACGGAACACACCGCACACGCAGCCAUGAAACUCCUCGUUAG
This is a messenger RNA of Grammomys surdaster, 393 nucleotides long. RefSeq names its product C-C motif chemokine ligand 28 (gene Ccl28). Gene Ontology annotation, biological process: immune response; positive regulation of cell-matrix adhesion; cell chemotaxis. Lineage: Eukaryota; Metazoa; Chordata; Mammalia; Rodentia; Muridae. Gene Ontology annotation, cellular component: extracellular region. The record is from RefSeq and is a predicted model, not a curated record. Gene Ontology annotation, molecular function: chemokine activity. The transcript has 3 exons. Bases 1 to 393 code for a protein of 130 amino acids.